Pimephales promelas (fathead minnow) is the source of this 3420-nucleotide messenger RNA. RefSeq names its product clathrin interactor 1b (gene clint1b). NCBI's taxonomy places the organism in Eukaryota, Metazoa, Chordata, Actinopteri, Cypriniformes, Leuciscidae. The record is from RefSeq and is a predicted model, not a curated record. Gene Ontology annotation, molecular function: phospholipid binding; clathrin binding. Gene Ontology annotation, cellular component: clathrin vesicle coat; endosome; plasma membrane. Gene Ontology annotation, biological process: endocytosis.
CACCGUAGUAACCGUCCGCUCCGCUGUGCUGCUGCUGCUGUGUCGAUUAGCGCUGGAGAGGCGGAAGGGGCUGAGGGAUUCUGUUAUUAUCGGUAACAGAUAUCCGAGUCCACCUGUGUUUUAGUGCGGACUGGACGACGAGAUAUUGAGGCGGAGAGCCCCUGCUAAAGCGCCGAGAUGUUGAAUAUGUGGAAAGUCAGGGAGUUGGUGGAUAAAGCCACCAAUGUUGUGAUGAACUACUCCGAGAUUGAGUCCAAGGUUCGAGAAGCCACCAAUGAUGACCCCUGGGGCCCAUCGGGUCAGCUCAUGGGUGAGAUCGCCAAAUCCACAUUUAUGUAUGAGCAGUUCCCUGAAGUUAUGAACAUGCUUUGGACCAGAAUGCUGAAAGACAACAAGAAGAAUUGGAGAAGAGUUUACAAGGCCUUAUUGCUAUUAGCGUACCUCAUCAGAAACGGGUCAGAGCGGGUGGUCACCAGCGCCAGAGAACAUAUUUACGACCUGCGUUCUAUGGAAAAUUAUCAUUUUGUAGAUGAGAAUGGGAAGGACCAGGGCAUUAAUGUACGGCAGAAGGUUAAAGAAAUGGUCGAGUUCGUUCAGGAUGAUGAUCGGUUACGUGAGGAGAGGAAGAAAGCCAAGAAGAAUAAAGACAAAUACAUUGGAGUAUCUUCUGACAGCAUGGGAGGCUUCAAACAAAGUAACUCGGGAGAACGAUUUGAACCCGAAUCCAAAAGCAACUGGGACGAGGACUGGGACAAAAACAAGAGCAGCUUCCCCUUCAGUGAAAAAUUUGGGGAGAUAAGUGACAAAAUUGGAAGCACCAUUGAUGACACCAUCAACAAAUUCCGCAAGAAGGAGAGAGAUGACUCGCCAGACCGUAUCAGUGACAAUGAGGAGGACAAAGUUUCACGGAACGGUCGUCUUGCAAAGUCAGAGUUCAAGGAUGAUGAGGAAACUGUAACAACCAAGAGCAUCCAGAUCACCCAGAACACCGAUACAAUCACCUCCACGACCACCUCCACACGCAAACGCGGCGGACUCCCGUCCAAAACCGUCGACUUGGGCGCGGCGGCUCAUUACACUGGCGGCAAAAGCAGUCCCGAUGCUGACGGCAACAAGGCAUCAUCGAGUCAGUCAUCCAGCAUAGGGUUUGCAGACCUGUUGAUGGUGGACUCUGGCUCUGGUCAACCAGUGUCUUCAGUUGAAAGCUCAGAUCUCAUUGGUGACUUUGCUGACUUGUCCUCACCUUCUGCCUCUGCCAGUCUCCCGUCAGCUGCUGGUUCACUGUCUACUGGUAACGGUGAGUUUGGUGACUGGAACGCCUUCUCCUCCACCAGUCCUCCCGCUGCCACGGCUCAAUCUGCCAUCCCAGACCUGUUCAGUGACGUACCCGCUCCGACCGCCCCCGCGCCCACAUCCACCCAACCUCCUUCCGCUGACCUCUUCGACCUGAUGGCCCUCAACAACAGCAGUCUCAGCGCAUCCCAAAGUAUGACCUUCAACAUGUGCUCGCAGAACGCAACCACACCUCUGUCCCGAUCACAGACAAUAGGGGGUCCGUUAUUGACUCAGCAGAUGGGACUACAGAAGUCAGGGGGGAAGAUAUCAAUGCCGCCCACCUGGUCGGACCCGAGCGUCAACAUCAGCCUGGAUUUCCUGUCUGCAGGCCUGAAUCCUCCCAAGCCCACACAGCCCACACUCAAUACCAUGAUACAGCAAGGUGUUCAGCCACCCUUGAACAUGGUCACCCAGAAUUUGGCGGGAAUGACACUCAAUGCCCAGCCGUCAGCAGCGACUCCCAGAGCAGGAGUGACCCCCAUGAUGGCCGGAGGGACCAUGGGCAUGGGAAUGCCUCCUACUAUGGCAACAGGCACCAUGGGAAUGGGCUCUGUGGGUCUUGGAGGAAUGCCUGUCAAUCAAGGACUAAUAGGCAUGAAUAUGGUGCCUGCUGGAAUAGGUGUGCCCAGCAUGAGCAUUGGCCAGAGCAUGAACCCCGCCAUGGUGCAACCCAAACAAGAUGCCUUUGCAAACUUUGGCAACUUUGGGAAAUGAAGGCUGAUCCACUCCCAGAGGGUUACCGGUCCAAAUACACCUUCUCAAAAGAAGGAGCUGCAUUCAGUAAAAUGGACAAAACUAGCCAGUGUCACAACUCUGCAAUCAUUUGCCCCUAUACGUUAACAGAUACAGAGAAACACACACACACUCAAGAAUCUGCUUUUAUUUCAUGUGGGGUUUCUUUUGUAAAUGGCAUAUUGUAUACUUUUAAAAGAAAAAAAAAGAUGGCUGUGUGCAGUUUGGUACAUUUUCAUAACAGAAACCUCCCCUGUUCACCAUUUCAAAUACAUCUGAUUUCAGAAAUUACCUCAUAUUUUGCAUCACUCAUGCUGUGAUUUAAAGGCCGUGAAGGGUUGACUUUGUAAAUAUCUCGGUGUGCAAAAAGUAAAUUAUUUUACUCACUUCUCAGAUGGUAGAAGACGGGACAAACUACCGCGGGUCCUUAAUAUUUACUAUUGUUUUUGUUAACGAUUUGAAUCGUUACGGUUUGUCUGAUAUACCGUCAUUAUAUUCCGUUAUCACUCCAACAUCUGUUAUUUAGAUGAUUGUUUUUGUUUGUUUGUUUUUUAACAGACUAUAUCUGAUAUAGUUUCGUGUAGCAAGCUGCCUGAGCGAAAUUUGAAGUGUGCCUGCCUGUGAAAAUGGCCACCUUUUUAAUGAUACGAAUUUGUAUGAAGGUUAUUAACUGUACUCGAUGGAUCCGAAACUGUUACAUGAAUAGCGUAAGCCAUUACAUUCUUGAAUGAUUUUUAGGAGUCUCUUCCAAUCGAGUUUGCGAAACGUGUGCUUCGAUGGUAGCAGGAGUGGUGUUACACAUUUCUAUUAACUACUUGAAUAACAGUCAUAUCCAUUGUCCUUUUGCAUGUCGAUUUUACAGUUUUAAGCAUUGUUGCGGGUCAGUUAUAUUUAUGAAAUGUCUAUGGUGGCUAUGGAAUCGAUGAAGGUAUUGUGAACCCUAAAUUAAGUUUACUGGCGCCCUUUUUUUUUUUUUAUAAAAAAAAAAAAUUGGUUUUGUCCAUUUUCCCAUAUGCUGCUUUACACAUAAACAAACAAGGGGUCCUCCAACAGGCACCGAGGCAUUAUGUUCAAAAUGACCAAAUCUUUAUUUUAUUACUAUUUAGAUUUAUUCCGUAGGGGUUUAGUUUCUUAUUUUAAUACUUAACAUUAUACAGAGAGAGAGAGAUCAUGUGCUUAAAUACAUUGUUCUAGACAUGGGUAAAUUCAGUAAACACUUUUUUAGUUUAUGCAAAUGUAAAGAGAAACGGAAGAUCGAGCGCCUCUUUCAUUAUAGUUUCUUUUCAGAUUGAAUUUUUUUGAUUUUAUUGUACUCAAAAGAUUUUGUUUAACAUUAAACGAUUUCAUCAAAAA